This is a messenger RNA of Solea solea (common sole), 1164 nucleotides long. It is a transcript of the gene nhp2, whose product is annotated as NHP2 ribonucleoprotein homolog (yeast). The transcript has 4 exons. Gene Ontology annotation, biological process: snRNA pseudouridine synthesis; rRNA pseudouridine synthesis. Gene Ontology annotation, molecular function: box H/ACA snoRNA binding. NCBI's taxonomy places the organism in Eukaryota, Metazoa, Chordata, Actinopteri, Pleuronectiformes, Soleidae. The record is from RefSeq and is a predicted model, not a curated record. Gene Ontology annotation, cellular component: box H/ACA snoRNP complex; nucleolus. Bases 118 to 600 code for a protein of 160 amino acids.
ACGGAAAAAGAAGAAAGAUCCCAAACACGUGUGGUUUCCUCGCUGUGUCCGGUGUGUCGUGCUCUGACCGUAAACAAGUAUCGAUUAUUGACUCCGAUCACACUCAUUGAUCACAAAAUGACUAAAGUGAAGAAGGAGAAAGUUUCCGCGGAAGAGGCGGAGGAGGCCGCCGUCGCCACUGCCACUGGUGGCGGAAACGAGAAGUCGUACCAGGAGCUGAUUGCUAACGUGAACCCGGUGUCUCAGCCGCUGGCCUCCAGGAAACUCAGCAAAAAGCUUUAUAAGUGUGUGAAGAAAGCUGCCAAAGUGAAGAACAUCCGACGAGGAGUGAAGGAAGUUCAGAAGUUCAUCAACAAAGGAGAGAAAGGGAUCGUGGUUUUGGCCGGAGACACGCUGCCCAUCGACGUCUACUGUCACCUGCCGAUCAUGUGCGAGGACAGAAACCUGCCGUACGCCUACAUCCCUUCAAAAGUGGACCUGGGUUCGUCUGCGGGGUCCAAGCGCCCGACGUGCGUCAUCCUCAUCAAACCACACGACGACUAUCAGGACGCCUACGACGAGUGUCUGGACGAAGUGUCCAAUCUGCCCAAACCCAUCUGAGACGCUUCGGCCAAUCAGGGAGCGGCUCUGAGGUCUGAGGUUGCCGCCCGCAUUUUAAAGGAACAGUCCAGCCUUUUUGAAGCAGCUCUUCUCUUGUUUCCUCUCAGAAGCUCCGCCUCCAUCCACUGGGGUCGAUCAGAGUGGGUGGAGCAAAGCUAACGGUGUCUCUCUGUGGACAUUCUUUGUGCUAAGCUAGGCUAACACAUCCCCCUCUUUGUGCUAAGCUAGGCUAACACAUCCCCCUCUUUGUGCUAAACUAGGCUAACAACUUCUCUCUCUGUCCUUAUGCUAAGCUAGGCUAACACAAUCAUGAAGAGCAGAUGACGAGAUUUUCUAAAAACAAAGUUUGUUUCUGCAGAAAAUAAAAUAAGACAUUUGUCUCCAGUGGACAUAUCGGAGACAGGACACAGUGAGACGUCUCCCUUCAUUGUACAUCAUGAAGACGGGUUUUGUUUGUGACUCUCUUACUUUUUUUUUUUUAUUGUUUUAAUCUGUCAGACUUUUGUGUUAAAAUGAGUUCAUUCUGAAUAUUUUUGUUUUUAAUUAAAGAAAACAUGGAAGAGA